GUCUGUGACAAGAUUGGGGAGCCGGGCCAAGGCCAUCAGUUAUAUUUUGGGGCAUGUUUAUUGCAGGGGCGGGGCGGAGCUGGUGCGGUUAAACCAGCCAAAUUUCGAUCAUCUGGAGAGGGUGGUCAACUAUAGCUUGUAGCCAUGGCAACCUUAGAUGUCACCCAGGACGACGUAGUGAAGCCAUCUGUGCUGAAUCUGGCCGACGAGUCAUCCAUGGUCGAGGAAGUCAGCAGUGCUCCAUAUAUUGCAACGCCGUCGGUAGCGAGCGUCUCCUGGGAUGACCUGGAUCCCACUGACAACCGUGACCUUCAGAUCAAGGUGGACGACCCGCAGAAACAUGUCACAAGCUUGGAGACCUACAUCACUUUCCGCAUAUCCACUAAGACGUCCCGUGCCGAGUUUGACGACAGCGAGUACUGCGUGCGCCGGCGCUACAACGACUUUCUGUGGCUGCGGGCCCGCCUCACCGAGGCGUACCCCACCCACAUCGUGCCGCCGCUGCCGGAGAAGCACAGCCUGCUGGGCCAGCUGGACCGGUACCAGCGCGACUUCAUCCGCUCCCGGAUGGCGCUGCUGCACCGCUUCAUGAACCGCGUGGCCGACCAUCCCGUGCUCAGCUGCCACGCCAGCUUCAAGCUGUUCGUCACAUCCAAACCGGCUGAGUUCGCCGUGCACAAGAGCCGCGGUCGAGGCGUGCUGGGCCGCGUCUCCGAGUCGCUGCAGGGCCUGACGACGGGCGGCGUGCAGGCGCGCUCGCCCGAGAUCCAGCGCGUGCUCGAGUACGCCGAGAAGCUGGGCGACAAGCUGACUGUGCUCGAGCGCGCCAGCGGCCGCAUCCACAAGGACAAGACGGGUAACAGCCGGCGCCGCCCCGGAAAGACGGCCAGCACCUCGGAUAACAUGCCGUGCACUGACGCGCAGCCGGCCCAGCUGGCGCAGCCGCUGCGCGAGUACGUGCUGUACGCCGAGGCCAUCCGCGAGGCGCUCGGCCGCCGCGACGCCGUGCAGGCCCAGUUCGAGAGCACGGCGGCCGAGAUCCAGCGCAAGGAGGCGGAGCGCGCGCAGGUGAACGCCGGCCAUGCGCCCUCGGGCCUCAGCUGGAUGUUCAGCCGCGCCACCCCGGAGACGCUGCGGGCCGAGGAGGAGCGGCUCGGCCGCCAGCUGCACCAGCUCAAGCUCGAGCUCGAGGCGCUCAACGACCGCCUGGAGUGCGCCAACUCAAACCUGCUGGCCGACAUGGAGCGCUGGGAGAAGCUGAAGCAGCGCGACAUCAGCCAGCUGCUCGGCACCAUGGGCGACACGCAAGUCCACUACUUCGAGGAGUGUCUCGCCUCCUGGGAGUCGGCGCUGGCGACGUGCGAGGCCGCCGGCGACUCGCCGCGAUCCCUAGUCAACUGACGUCCCGGGCCGCCUCGGACGGCCCGCUGCCGGGUCGCCGCCGGCCCGUCCGGCGCACCACGCUGCUCGCCUUCAGUGUCCCGCUAUUUAUUCGGACGUAACCAGCGUGCAGCCCGUGCGUAUGCACAUUCCACGCGCGCCAUGAUAGGCCGGGUAGAGUAGCGCUGCCGCCGCGCGCAGGCAAAUCGCUGCGAACGUGGGAGUACCGGCCUCGUGCUACAGGCCCCAGGCGAGGGGACGUGGCCGUCAGACGGACGCCCCGGCAGGACUGUGGCAGGGACGCGGGCAGCCCCCCUCCGCAUGGCUCCUGCCGCGGUUCUGCGUACUGCCGGGCGCCGAGCGGCGGGUUUUGGGGACCUAUAUCCGUAUAUUUUCGUCUGAUAUCUGAAUGUCAGGUCGGGGGGGGGGGGGGGGCAGAUGUGUCGGUGAGGUUAAGCACGCGCCGCGGAGACACUGGGUGCCGCCCGCAGCCGCGCAGCCUGGCCCACGCGCCAUCGCUGCCGCGAGCGCCAGAGUUCCCGCACCGUGCGUCGCUUCACGUGGUGGCGUGUUCUUUGGAGGCGCUCGUUGUAACCUGAGCGCGGUGAUGCUUACUCUGUUCUUCUCGGGCACUCCUCGGAGGCUGUGUAUUCACGGCUUAGCUUUCGCCUCAAAUUCCAUCGGACGUGAUUGUUGUAUUUGCUUUCUGUUGUGUAGCACGUACAAAAUAUUUGUGUUUGCAUGCUAUGAUCUCUUACCCCACACCGUUAAAUAAAUUUGUUGGUCUGCAAAGGCGUUAUUGGGUGCUAUGAUAAAGGCUCGUGCAAUAAUUCACGAAAGCACCAUCCCACAGUCGCCGUAACUGAGCAUACAUUACGAAACCCGAUCCGCCGGGCUUCCACCACUAAAACUAAUCUUAAGUGAUAUCUCGCACACCCACAACGGCACGUAAAUUUUCUGAAAAAAAGAACUGUCAACAUGGCGCCCGAGCGGCGCCUCGCGCGCACGCGCGCCCGGAGGCGCUCAUACAGAGACGCUAGAAACAAAGCAUGUACAGGGCGCGCUCAGAACGCCAGAGUUGGAGCCCACACCUCAGAGAAGUCUGCGGGUGGCUGGCGGCCGGCGGCGCGGGCCGCCAGCCCCCAUUUUCGCCGGCCUGUUGCCGCUCGCGCUCUCGCUCGCUCGCUCAGCCUCGGUGCCGGGGGGCCGCGGCGCCCGACACUCGGCAGUCCAUCACAGAGUGAGUCCGCUCCACCGCGCCCGGCCGUCACUGGAAGGCCGGGAAGAAUGGCGGCCGUGGCUGCGGCGGCGACUGCGGUCCCAGCGCGAAUCCGCCUGGCGACGGAC
Messenger RNA from Pollicipes pollicipes, 2727 nucleotides. Its product is annotated as sorting nexin-7. The transcript is spliced from 10 exons. NCBI's taxonomy places the organism in Eukaryota, Metazoa, Arthropoda, Thecostraca, Pollicipedomorpha, Pollicipedidae. Gene Ontology annotation, molecular function: phosphatidylinositol binding. Gene Ontology annotation, biological process: piecemeal microautophagy of the nucleus; reticulophagy; endocytic recycling. The record is from RefSeq and is a predicted model, not a curated record. Bases 145 to 1401 code for a protein of 418 amino acids. Gene Ontology annotation, cellular component: early endosome; phagophore assembly site.